Molecule: messenger RNA, 303 nt
Organism: Racocetra fulgida
Lineage: Eukaryota; Fungi; Glomeromycota; Glomeromycetes; Diversisporales; Gigasporaceae
Source: the annotation of a GenBank genome assembly
CAGUUAAAGAAGAAGCAGCACUUGAAGGUUUGGCAGUAGAUCUAAAAAUAAUGCUUCUUGAAAAUACUUACGAAACAGUGGGAGAAGGAGGUGCCUUGCCAUUGCCAGCAUCAGAGCCUUUUGGAGCUGGUGGGCCGCCAGAAGGAGGAGGAGCGGCGCCAGUAGGAGCAGCUGGAGCAGCAGAACCUGAAGCAGCGGGACCGGGAGCACCCGUUGCACCCGAUGCUGCAGGACCAGGAGCUUUAGCAGUAUCGGUUGGAGGUGGUCCAGUUGGAGGUCCACCUGGUGCACCCGUUGGUGGAG